This is a messenger RNA of Dicrocoelium dendriticum, 157 nucleotides long. The record is from the annotation of a GenBank genome assembly. Lineage: Eukaryota; Metazoa; Platyhelminthes; Trematoda; Plagiorchiida; Dicrocoeliidae.
AUGGAAUGCGUCUGUGCAGUGACCUGGUUCUGUACGGUGGAGGUUGGGACUGUUACGUGCCGUGACGAAUCGCGGUUAUUUCGUGGUCGGCGAACGGUAUCAAAUAGCCCCUUCUUUCUAGCUGCAUUGCUGCUAUUUUACUUCGAAGCGCGGCUAU